This is a messenger RNA of Sesamum indicum (sesame), 699 nucleotides long. RefSeq lists its product as uncharacterized. Gene Ontology annotation, cellular component: cytoplasm. NCBI's taxonomy places the organism in Eukaryota, Viridiplantae, Streptophyta, Magnoliopsida, Lamiales, Pedaliaceae. Gene Ontology annotation, biological process: protein ubiquitination. The record is from RefSeq and is a predicted model, not a curated record. Gene Ontology annotation, molecular function: zinc ion binding; ubiquitin protein ligase activity.
AUGGAAGAUGUACAUUCCGUCUCCUCACGCAUUACGCUAGAAGCCGAAACUCCAUUGACAAUUCGCGAGCAGCCCCCCUACUCCCAUCCUCUAUUCUUGAUCGAUCUUAAACUCUCUUGCAACGCUUACUUCUCCGAUUGGGUCAUAACUUCAUAUUCUGCAGAGCCUCAGUUUCUGGAUGAGGUUCAGCAUCCCCGAAUUGAGUCCUUCAUCCACCUCAGUCUCCGACAGUUCUUGUGGCACGAACGAGCACGCGAAAUCAUCGACAUGGAGCUCAUAAACUGGCCUGUCUGGGGCGUGGAGCGCCGAGAAUUGCUUGAUUUCGUGCUGGAGCAAACUCGACGUGCUGUUAUUUCCACGCCGCCGGGGCACAACCUUCUACACAUGGACUUCCGUGUCUCUGUGAGUCACAAGCGCAUUUACAACGAAACAGUCAUUGAUCAGAUUCUCCAACAAUCGAUGGAAGAAGAUACGGAUUUUAUGAUUCCGGCAGCCGACUCGUCGAUAGCUUCACUGGAGAGAAAGAAGAUAACCGAACCUGGAACUUCUUGCUCUAUUUGCAUGGAAGAGUUUGAGGAGGGUUGUGAUGGAGUUUGCAUGCCCUGUUCACAUGUUUUUCAUGGAGAUUGCAUCAACAAGUGGCUGACCACCAGCCAUUACUGCCCCCUCUGUCGGUUCGAGAUGCCGGUGUGCUCAUAG